Glycine soja is the source of this 972-nucleotide messenger RNA. RefSeq lists its product as uncharacterized. The coding region runs from base 122 to 796 and encodes 224 amino acids. The transcript has a single exon. The record is from RefSeq and is a predicted model, not a curated record. Lineage: Eukaryota; Viridiplantae; Streptophyta; Magnoliopsida; Fabales; Fabaceae.
UAACAAUCACACCCUCUCUAGUCUCAACCCUUGUUCGCGCUUUCACCAUCUUCUCCGUUCCUCAUUUCGCAAAGCCACAAUUGUCACCAUUCCCAACCCUAACCCUAACCCUUCUCAAACGAUGGUAGUUUCUCUCGGUCCUGGGAAAUUCUACGGCACCAGCCUCCCCCGACCUCGGAUCUACACCGACGUCAAGUUCAACGACCACCGCGUCGACCCACCCGUUCCCGUCAACGACCCACUCAUGUCCUGGGCCCAAGAGGCCCACUGGUCCAUGGGCGGCCUCAGCUUCAAGCGCCUCCGUCUCCAGGGCAAAAUUGAAGGCAAUGUCGAAAGGCUUCGCUCCCAGCGCGAGAAGUUCCAGGCUCAAAGCCCAAGCCCAAGCCCACCGGCACGCGCCGACCUCCGCAGAUCCAAAAGAGCUGCUUCCCCUCUGACUCCACCGGCUCCGGUCAUGGCGAAACGGCGAAGAUACAUGGAUCUUAUCCAAGAGGAAGAAGAGGAAGAAGAAGAAGGGGUUGUGGUUCGGAGGACCAGUGUUCGGAAGAGCGGCUUGGUGAAGAAGCUUGGGGAUGAUUUUGACAGGGUUGCCCUGGAAAACGAUGAGUCCAAUACGGUGUCGUCGUUGAAGACGACUCGUGGUCGGAAAUUGGUUAAGAAUGGUGAACUUGGGAACAAAACGGUGGUUGAAGUAGCUGAAAAAUCAAACACCAAAGGAAAGAAGAGUGCAAGUGAAGCCGAGAAGAGCCCUGGGGUUAGAACUUCUUCCAGAUUGGCUAAACGUGUGUCCAAUUAAACGUCUUGUAAUUAGAUGUUUGAUAAAAUUGUGGUUUUCCUUUUCCUUUUAUUAUUGUCCAAUUAGCCAUUCUGUGUAUGUUUCAAGAUUUAGGGUUUGUUCAACAAUUGGUAUUUUGCAGUAAGUCAUACAUGAAUGAAUGAAAGCAGAUGGCAUUAUAUUUUGCAACGAUUUAA